Messenger RNA from Arachis ipaensis, 1206 nucleotides. The record is from RefSeq and is a predicted model, not a curated record. Lineage: Eukaryota; Viridiplantae; Streptophyta; Magnoliopsida; Fabales; Fabaceae.
AUGGCUAUAAAUUUUGAUGAUAUGUUUAAUGAGGCUUUGUAUGGCAAAAGAAGACGGCAAGAUAACACACUCAUAGAUAAUUGGAUCGAUGAGUGUUUACUCGAAGAUUCAGAAGAAGAAGAUAUUGAUAGAAGCUCUAUCCCAACUCCUCGUAGAUGGAUCAACAGAGAUCGAGAAGGACAUGAUCGCCUUUUCCAAGAUUACUUUGCAGAUGAACCGAGGGUUGAUGCAACUGGAAGAAGAGGCUUGUCACCACUCAAAAAAUGUACCACUGCGAUACGGAUGUUAGCAUACGGCGUAGCAGCUGAUGCUGUUGAUGAUUAUGUGCGCAUAAGCGAGAGCACUACAAUUGAAUGCUUGGAAAACUUUUUUGAAGCUGUCAUUUUGGUGUUCGAGGAUAAAUACUUGCGAAAACCAAAUCCAAAUGACGUACGACACCUGCUACAAAUGACGGAGGGUCAUGGCUUUCCUGGCAUGUUGGGUAGCAUUGACUGCAUGCAUUGGCAAUGGAAAAAUUGUCCAAAGGCGUGGAAAGGUAUGUACAUGAGUGGUUAUCGUAGGGUUGCAACCAUAGUACUUGAGGUUGUAGCAUCUUCAGACUUUUGGAUAUGGCAUGCGUUCUUUGGAGUUUCUGAUUCAAAUAACGAUAUCAACGUGUUAGAUCGUUCUCCAGUGUUCGAUGAUAUUCUAAAUGACCGUGCUCCAGAGGUAAAUUAUACUAUUAAUGGUAAUAAUUAUACUAUGGGAUACUAUUUAGCAGAUGCCAUAAGGGGAGAAACGCAAGUUAUUUGCACAAUACUAAGAAGGGCAAAGAAAAGAUGUGGAGCGAGCAUUCGGAGUGUUGUAAACACGCUUUGCAUUAUACGUGGUCCAGCUCGCUUUUGGAAAAAGAAGAAGCUUGCCAACAUAAUGAGAGCUUGUAUUAUAUUGCAUAAUAUGAUUAUUGAGGAUGAAAGAGACAUUUAUGCAGGAAAUUUUACUCAAGGCUUAGAGUAUGAUGAUGUCAAAAAUGGCUUAUCACAACCUCAGUUGGGAGAAGAAGAUUUUGCACCAUACCAUCAAUUUCUCCAAAGAAAUGCCCAACUUCGAAACAGGCAGCAGCAUAGACAAUUGAAAGAGGACUUGAUUGAACACAUAUGGCAAUUUCACAAUGCUUGUCGUCAACUAUAGAGCUUAAUUAUGUUUUUUUUUGUAUUAAGUAAUUUU